This is a messenger RNA of Darwinula stevensoni, 3369 nucleotides long. Lineage: Eukaryota; Metazoa; Arthropoda; Ostracoda; Podocopida; Darwinulidae. The record is from the annotation of a GenBank genome assembly.
AUGAAGGGUGGAACAGAUUAUUAUGUGAUGACAGAACUACCUCCCCAGGCAUCCACCGGAGGCCCUGGCUUCCAUUCUGCUUCCAUCUCGUCUCAGCAGGGGCUGGAUGAGUGUACAGAGAAGUGCAAGUCGAAACAACAUGGCCAGAUAAUAUCCGCUGCCAUCCAAACUGGAUCCCAAGAGGAGGCUGCCGCAUAUAUGUCACCUGAUGUCCAAGUCAAUGGGAAGGACCUGGAGUCUGGUUACUCUGCUCUCCAUCGCAGUCUCUUCUAUGGUCAUAUUCCUGUUGCCAUUGCUCUCCUCAAGAAUGGAGCACGAUUGACCCAGACUGAUCGUGAUGGUCUGACUGCAUUGGAUCAUGUCCUUUUUGAUCGGCCUCCCAUUGUUGAUCUUUCAGUGUACUCUAUCUCUGAACUCUACAUCUGGGGCACAAAUGCCAAUUAUAAUCUGGGCACAGGAGCCACAGCCUCAAAGGAACAACCAGACAUCUUUGACUUUUUCAGGAGAGAUUCUGUUCAGAUUUCUUCUGUUUCCAUGAGUGAGUACCACACUCUGUUCCUUACAAAGGGAGGACAGGUUUAUAGCUGUGGUCACGGUCUUGGAGGACGGCUGGGUUUUGGAACUGAGGAGAGUCAAUUGACGCCAAAAUUGAUCCAGUGCUUUGUGGAGAGUGAUUCAUGCAUUGCCAUUGCCUCUGGCUCUGAUCAUUCACUCUUCCUUACUCAGAAUCACAAUGUCUGGAGUUGUGGGAGCAACAGAUAUGGGCAACUUGGACAUUACUUAAGUCCCACUGAUCGCCUGUUGAAUCCAAAAGUGAUAUCCCUUAAAUGGCCAAAUGAACCAAUCCAGGGAAUUGCUUGUGGUCCCUCUCAUUCUGUGUUCUACUCCUCUACACACCUCUUCACAUGUGGUGUGAAUUCAGGGCAACUUGGUCACUUGCAAGGAAGUGAUACAAUCAAUGCACCCAAGCUGGUGACAUGUUUAAAUAUUUCUGAGAAGUACAAGGUUGAAUAUGUGGCUGCAAGUGAAGGAGCAACAAUUGUAUUGGCUACAGAUCAUUCUACUGGAGUAUCAGAUGUCUUCAUUCUCAACGAUUACCAGUGCCGAAAGUUAGCCUCCAAGUACAGUGAUGUGCAGAGAAUUGAUGUCAUAGGAGGUGGUGAUAAGGAGGUAAUAGUUUUCAUUCUGGCACAAAAUGGUUGUCUUUUCAUAUGGAGAGGCUAUAAUCCCACAUUGACUAAAUGCUCCUUCAAUCUUCAAAAGGACAUCUUUGUUGUGGACCUGGCACUCAGUCGACAUUCUGUUCUUGUUGUCACAAGACAGGGUGAGGCCUACUCUGCAUGCUGGAGCACCAAGAAGAGUUCCCAUGCACAGACACAGACCAAGAAGACAGGGAAGGGAAGGUUAAAAGACAUAGAUGGGGAGACUGAGGUUCUCCGCACAAAUCGUGUCCCUUUCAUUCAGCGAGGAAUUCGAGUCUUUUGUGAUCCAAAAGGCAAUAACUUUGCUCUUCUUCAGGUGCACCCCAAAGAGAGCCUCACUGAUGUGCCUUCAGUUUCUCCAUCUGCAAUGAAAGAAGAUAUGGAAUUCCUUUUGAAGAAUGCAGAGGAGUUGGUUUCAGAUGUCACUCUGAUUGUAGGGGGGAAGAGAUUUCCAGCACAUCGCUUGAUCCUGAAGGAGCGUUGUGAGUAUUUCCGGAACCAGUCCAAAAUUGACUCUGGUGACACCAUCAAUCUGGAUGGGAUCAGUCCUCAGAUAUUCUCUCACAUUCUUCAUUACAUCUAUACAGGGGAGACUCCGUUCCUUUCUCCAGGGUCUCCCAUGUCAAAGGAUCCAUUACCUUUGACCAAGGAGGCUGCCAAACGGCUUCAUCUUAAGCCAUUGAUCAAGUACUUGGAAUCAUUGAAGUGGAAUAAGGGGCAUAUCAUCUCCCCUCUUGCAGGACCUCCUCGUGGCUCCUUGGCUUCACAACUCCAGUUUUCACGCACUUCUUGGCCUUGUGUUGUGGAUGUGACUCUGAUGAGCCAGGAUGGAAAGGAGCUCCCAUGUCACAAGUGCAUUCUCAUGGCUCGGUCUGAAUACUUCCGCAAUAUGUUCGCCUUGAACUGGCGGGAGAGCCAUGGCAUGGAGAAGGUUCCCAUUGCUAUUCCUGUAGAGAUCCUUGAAUUUCUUCUUGAUUAUUUAUAUCAGGACUCUGUUCCCCACACUAAAAGGGCCAACGACAUCACAUUCCUUGCACAAGUUCUUCUUGUGGCCGAUCAACUCCUUCUACAUCGACUCAAGGCAAGCCCCUGUAGACACAUAGAUGUAUCAAUGAAGAAAGAGGAGUGUGAGGUGUCCCUUGUGGAUAUGAUGACCCUUAAGAAUGCCCCUGAUAUCCUAGACUUAGCUCUCAUGUGCAAUGCCCCUGGGCUCAAGGAUGCAGUCUUUCAGUUCAUCUCACUCAACCUUGCCUCUUUUCUUGACGCCAGAUCCCUGGAAGAAUGCAGUGAGGAAGCACUGGAAGGCCUGGCUGCAUAUUAUCGUUCUUUGCUGCCAUGCAUGUCAAGGCGCAUCCUCACACCUCCUGCCUGGCGACUGGGUCUCGCUUCAACCGCAGAACUUGCUGACAUUGCUCAGGAGAGCCCACAGGAUCUUUCUGAUUUUCAAAUGUCACCUAACACCAGAACCACUGCUUUAUCUCGUACAAGAAAAGCUGCCAAGAAGAGUAAGAGAGAGCGAAAGAGAACUUCCAGUGGCAAGCUAUCCUCAACCUUGGAUGGUACACUUGAUGGAGGGGAAAAUCAGGAGGGUGAAAAAGAUGUCCAAAUGUGUGGCAAAGAAGAAACAAGGCAAGAGGAAGAAAAAAAAGACAUGAUGGGAAGUGGGUUGGGGAAAGGAGUGCGUGUGAUCCCACCUCCACCAAGUCCUCGACCUAUGCUCUUCCAUGACCAAGACUUCCCUUCACUUGGAGAUAUGGCCCACUCCCCUCCUUCUAGUGAGAAUCUCUACUUUGGAGUAAUGCUGGAGCCCAAACUUCAGGAUCAUUGGGCCACAAAGGCAGUGGGUUGUGCCAAUUGUGGGCCUUCACAAACCCAUGAGCUGCUUCCCAAGCAGAGGGAGGAGAAAGGGAAGGGGAAAAUGAAGAGGAUGGAGCGAGGAAUUAAGGUGAAUUUGUGGACCUUGUCAACUGAAGAAGAGCCAGAACAAGCAGAUGCUAAAUCUCCUGCCUCACCACUCGUCACCCCCUCGUGGGCCUCCAUGAAGGAAACAGUGCAGGAGAUGAGCUUCUCACAGAUCCUUGCAGAAGAGGAAAUGAUGCAGCAAAAGCUGAAUCGCACUCUCUCCAAACCCCUCUCCCUGAUUCAGUACACUGAGGCACAGACAUAA